AAAAAGUAAUGGUGUCACCACUGAUCAGUCUUCAAGUAAAUGAUGUUAGCAGUAAUAAAAAAGAAGAAAAGAUCAAGAAGAGACAUGAAGAAGUCAAGACAAGUGAACAAAAAGAAAUUAAUGGUCUUAUAAAGAAAGGACAGCCAAUAGAUCUGGAAUCCAAGAAGUUGAAGGAGAAAGAGAAGGAGCAGUGAGUUUUAAAAUAUAUUGUUUUUAAUCUAUAAGAUUUAAGAAUGUUACAGGCAUUCAUUAAUAAGCAUGACACUAGAAAUUUACCUCAGCUGUACAUAUGGGUACACAGUAUCAAAAUCGAAUCAUGAUAAUGUUUGUUUUACUUUUGUUUCAGGGUGAUAAAGAAAUCUGAUGACUCAAAAAUUGUUGAGUCACCAAGGAAGUCAAGAGUCAAAUUAGCCACUUCAUUGGUUAACCUUUUCAAGAGUAAGAAUGAGGCCACCCAGGAGAAGGACAACACUAAAACAUUUUCUCUUCUGGAACAGUUUGAUAAGGAUGAUAACAUGGAGCUUAGAAAAGAGGAAAAUGAUAGCUCUUCAGAAGUAAAAGGUGAUUAAACUGUCUCAAAGAUACAUUUUAUCAUUUCUUCUUACAUGAAUUCUUUAUAGUUUUAUCAUGCUAAAAGCAAAUUUCCUGAUCAAUAGUACCCAAUACAUGCAUUCCUAAUAAUUUAUAGAUCCCUUGCACAGUGUAAAUUAGCAAAAUUUCUAAAUAGAAUUAAGUUGUCUUGUGAACUACAGUAGGAGAUUCUGGAUGAUUUUGGAAUAGUAAUAAUAAGAUUACAAAAUCACAUAAGACAAAAAGAAAAAGCUUUUGGGGGAAAGCUUAAUCUGGAAAAUCAAAACUAACAUUGCUCCCAUAUUUUUUCAAAUUUUAUUCAUUAAGUUGAUGUGGUGAACUAUUGUUCAUUAAUUUCAUGUGGUGAACUAUUGUUUGAUCGUGUAGAUGAUGAUAAGGCACCUCUAUGUUUCAUUAAGUUCAUGUGGUGAACUAUUGUUUUAUCAUGUAGAUGAUGAUAAGGCACCUCUGUCAGGACUUUUCAAGAGCAGUAAACAACGUGAUACAAGACUUGAGAAAUCCAAAGAAAAAGCAGUCCUACUUCAAAAACAGCUCUUAGGUAGGUCAUGGAAUUUUUUUAAAGUGGUUUACUUGUGCUUAUUUCAGACCUGUUUACCCUCAAACUCUUAAAAUCGUACAAUUGUUCAAUACAUUAUCUUAAUAGUAAAAAAAUAAACAUACAGUAUAUAUAAUGUAUACACCUCAAAAUCGUACAUUUGUACGCCAAAAUCGUAAGAGUAAACAGGUCUGUUAUUUGUAUGCAUGCAAAAAUUCUUUGUAGUGUUUAUGUACAAAAAUUAAAUCGCGUAUGAAACGUCAAGCCAGUAAUAAAGGAAAAAUUUUAAUUAAUGGUUCUGAUCAUGCUUUUGAUUGGAGUAGAGAGAGAAUUCGCUAAUAAGUUACAUAAUGUGAAAAACACCAGAAAUUUAAAUGUUUUUUUUUUUACAUUAUUUAGAACAGCAGAAUUGAAUGUAGUUUUCAAAAUUAUUUUAUCCUUGUAGAAGAUUCAAAUGAUGACGACCUCAGUGAACAAGAUCAAGGAGAAGAUUCUGAAAAUGAUACGUAAGUUUGUGGUACCACUAUUCAUUAAAUGAAUUUAUUACUUCUUUUAAAAUAUUAUCAUUUUGAUGUCACACUCAAGGAAAAAUUUUCAUUUUUUCUCCUAGUAUAUUGCUUUAAAUCAGAGGUUCUCAAGCUAAGUCAAAUUUUAAAAUUUAUUUCUAAAAUCAUGUGUUAUAUCUCAUAGGUCAACAAUACAGAUACCAUCAUUGGAGAAUAAAACAGAGAAGCAGCUUAUUGGUUAGUGUUUUUUUUUGUUGCUUUUUUAUAUUUAUUUAUUAAUUUUACAUGUGCGGAGGAAAUGCAAUAACAAAAAUGGUCUUGUUAAACUUCAAUGCAUGCUUGCUCACAAGGUAUCUAGUAAUGAACAAAUGAUCUUUUAGAAUUUUAAAUAUCAGGAAUUUAGCCCCAGGUGCAGACCAUGGCCAAAUUUGGAAAUUUUACACAAAAAUUUUUUUUUUAAAGUUUAAUGACCUGUGUGCAUCAGCCGUAAAUGAAAGUAGAAAUUGACACAUGCAAUCAAAGGUUGCUAUUUACGGCGUGCCUAACAAUUAUUAUUAUCAUGUUAUAUCCUGAUAAAAUUGUCUAUUGCUACAAUCACUAAGUUAAAUUAGAUAAAUAAUUUUCAGAUCCUCUCCUUUUGAACACCCACAUUUAUUAGAGUUCUUUCAACAUUGUGUGUUCCCGAUUAAACUAAUGCAUCAAAGUAAAGUAGUUCAAAGGUUGUGCAAAAAAUAAUGGCUUGGGUCAUAACAUUAUUACUUGUAUAGUAUUUAAAGUACGGUAAAUAAAGAAUAUUUUAUGUUUUUAAUUUCAUCAGAAGCUGGCAGAAUAGACAUACGAUUCAGCAAGGAACUAUGGCUCCAAAGAUGGGAAGAGUUAAGGCCAACUAUUGUAAAGGUAUAUUUGUUAUAGAAAACAUUAUUUUAAUGAUAAAAAAUUAUUAGUCAUGCUAGUGCUAGCAUGUUUAAUAACUUAAUCGGUGUCUUUUGCGCUCUAGAGCUUUGCGCAGAAAUCGAUCGAUGUCUGCCGCCUCUUGCAACUUGUAAAGCCAUUUUCCAUGCUCAUGCCCAGUUAUUUAAUUGCAGUGUUACAGCAGUUAAAGAGAAAUUUGCAGGUACCGGUAAGGUUAUUGCAUUGAGGUAUAUUGAUUUUUAACACUGUCUCUUUUACUUGCAGUUGUACAAAAGGAAACACAAGGAAGCUUUGAAAAGCAAGAGAGUGGAUAAUGAAAUGAAGAGAAAGAAAGAGUUCUUGAAAAAUGCAAAGAAAGGGCACUGGAAUAGAAAGAGAUAACUCAGACAGUAGAUGUUAAAUAAUUAUUAAAAUAUAUUAAAAUUGUACCUAAAAUUGCUUGAGAAUAAAUAUACAUAAAUAUAAAAGUAAUUUAUCUAGUGCUUUGUCUCUUUUUUUUUGUUACAGGCUCAAAACUAUAUAAACUAAAAUAAACAAGAACAUAAAGGAAUAGAAAAUUUAAGAGCUAGGCAUUUAAUACUUAUGUAAUUUCACAUUAUCAUUAACCCUAAGUGACUCAUCUAACCACCCACUGUCAGGCUGGUGCCAAGUUUAUUUACCGUUAGCUUUAAAAUUUACAUACGUUAGAAUAGGUUAAGGAGGAUCUGACAAAUUUCUAUGGAGUUUGUUCAGUGAGAUGAUGUAGCUAAAUAAAUUCAGCUCUCUAGAAAAAUAUUUGGCUCAAGGCCAAGGAUGUUUUCAAGGUAUUGGAAUUAGAACCAAUGAUGUAAGUGCCCAUCUGUUGUAUCAGAUUUCAUAAGAUGCACAGGAGUUAUUAAUUAACUCUGAUAAAAGCCACAAGAGUGAAUCCGAUUGGUUCAUAGGGAAAUAAACGAGUGAGCUAUAGCAGAAACAUGUUUAGAGAGAUUCAGUAUUAGAAUUGUAUUAUUAAUAUUAGUAGACAAGUCAUAGGAUAAUCAACCAGGUGGAUUUUUUGGUAGUGUGGUUGCUAGAGCCAUCCUGUUAAUAGGAACUGUUUAGGUAGGUGUUUUAGAUAGACAUUAAAUUAUAUAUUAUAAUGUGUUGAUUUCGCUCUAACAUAUCAUCAUUCACCUUGGACUUAGUUACAAGUUUAUACAAGCAAUUAUACUACUAGUAUCAAAUCAACGGAAAUGCCAAAGUACUAAUUUUUCUGUUGGUGGGAAGGGGCAAUUAUAUAACAACUCUCAGUGAGACAUUAACAGUAGACUAAAACUCUAUGUGCCAGCUAGACAUUGACCACAUACAAAAAGUCACAUAUGCUGAUGGGCAGAAAAAUGUUUCAAAGAUUGCCUAUACGUAAAAUUGUCAAUAAAAUCCAUGGACAUCAACUUGUUACUCAUGGGAAACACUUGCAUUGGAUUGGUCAAGCUGGCUGGACAGACUCUCUGUUGGAGCACACUUUUCAGAGAGUUAAUGUACAACUCAUGGUAAAGUAGAAUUGCCUCCAGUACCAUAAGGACCCACAAAACACUUGUGUCCCACUUGCCAGCAAGGUUUCCCAUCACAAAUAGUACUCACAAACCUCCUGCAUACACCUUGGUUAUCUUCCUAUGUAAAACAAGAACAACUAACAGUUCUUUCUAAAUUAGUUGUAAUAGCUGUAUCCCAAUAUGUAUUUGCAAAAAACAAAACAGAACCAAUGAUUAAUUCAACAAAAUAUAUUUAUCACAUAAUUUAUUCCAUUUGAAACUGUCCAGUCAGUUGUUUUCUUACACCUAUUAUAGUCAACUCACAACAACUACCCCAUCAACACAUUGGCUAUAACAGCAUGUAACUGAAGAGGUGGCCAUUAAGAAAGUUCUACACAAAAUGACAAUAACUGGUAGGCUAAAAAUAAUUGCCUCCCAAACAGUUAUCAGUUUAGUUAUUUUAAACCUUAAAAUUAGCAUCA
Messenger RNA from Lymnaea stagnalis (great pond snail), 4516 nucleotides. The record is from the annotation of a GenBank genome assembly. NCBI's taxonomy places the organism in Eukaryota, Metazoa, Mollusca, Gastropoda, Lymnaeidae.